Molecule: messenger RNA, 915 nt
Organism: Spinacia oleracea (spinach)
Lineage: Eukaryota; Viridiplantae; Streptophyta; Magnoliopsida; Caryophyllales; Amaranthaceae
Exons: 3
Coding region: 164-784 (206 amino acids)
Source: RefSeq, a predicted model, not a curated record
AUCUAUUUGUGUUUCUAUAUUCGAUUAAGAAUGCAUGAAUAGUACGCAACCUUUUUCAUCAUAUGCUCGACCUAUAAAUAAAGCAUUGGGGAAACCCACCUUAUUUGUGCAUUACAAAGCAUAAACUUGUAUCAAUUAUUCCGUACUAACACUUAAGGUAACAAUGGCGUCAGUGCAACAAGCUCAUGACACGAACCAAUUAUCCGACAAGGAGAAAGCAGCAAUCGAAGAGGCAAUGAAGGAGGCAGAAUCAUCUUUCCUAGCAAGAAAAAACAACAACAAGAAUUCAAAGGGUUUGAGUGAAGAUAAGAGUGUUUAUGUCACUGGCAUUUUGAAGAAUCUCUACCCUGAAUAUAUCUACCUUGAUUCUUGUGGGGAUUAUGCUCCGUGGAGGGGUUGGUUUUGGGAUGAGCCUCCAAAUAAAAUUGAUGUGAAUGGUAUUGGUGCGUUUGCAUUCAGGGCCGUGAAGGAUUUCCCCAGGUCCGUGUGCAAGAGUAAAAUAGUCUUUAGUUCAAAGUCAAAUCCUUCACUUGGAUGGCUCUUGGCUUGGGACAAGAGAGAUAAAAUUAACCAGGUGUACGUGGAAGCUGGGACUCUAGACAGGCUCAAAGAAAUGUCGGACUUUGCAAUUGAAAAUAAACUAUAUCAAUCGGGUAAUAUAAGUCGUUACUGGGAUAGCGACACAGGUGCUUCAGCAGCGGCUGAAAUAAGGGAGCAUGAUGACUACACGGCUUUCAUUGUUGCCACCUUUGACCAGUUCCACGGAAUUCCCCAACAAUCUUAAUUAAUUAAUUAAGGGUUUUUCUACCCCUGUAUUUCUUUGAUUUCUACGUUGUACCCAUGCAUUUAAAAUUUUCCACAUUAUACCCAUGUACUUGUAAUAUGUAGUCAAUCUUAUCCAUGUUGUUCAUUUAA